Messenger RNA from Elephantulus edwardii (Cape elephant shrew), 2847 nucleotides. RefSeq names its product MORC family CW-type zinc finger 1 (gene MORC1). Bases 1 to 2847 code for a protein of 948 amino acids. The record is from RefSeq and is a predicted model, not a curated record. Lineage: Eukaryota; Metazoa; Chordata; Mammalia; Macroscelidea; Macroscelididae. Gene Ontology annotation, cellular component: nucleus. The transcript is spliced from 26 exons. Gene Ontology annotation, molecular function: zinc ion binding.
AUGCUCACCAUUGGGCGGACUAGCAGCAUCAUGAUAGACAUGGAUAAUGAAAAACUGCAGGGUGGAUUCAUGUUAUGCUUCCUGGAUGAUGGAUGUGGCAUGAGCCCUGAGGAAGCUUCCGACAUAAUUUAUUUCGGAUCAUCCAAAAAACGCUUAUCAACCUGCAAAUUCAUCGGACAGAAUGGUAAUGGUCUUAAAAGUGGGUCAAUGAGAGUUGGAAAGGACUUUAUACUUUUUACAAAGAAGGAAGAAACAAUGACCUGUGUGUUUCUUUCUCAGACAUUCUGUGAAAGGGAAUGUCUUGAUGAGGUUGUGGUCCCCUUGCCUUCAUGGUUAACAAAAACCAGAGAACAUGUCACCAAUGAUCCUGUAACAUUCUCAACAGAAUUAUCUAUAAUUUAUAAAUACUCUCCAUUUAAAACUGAAGCUGAAUUGAUGCAGCAGUUUGAUAUGAUCUAUGGAACACAUGGUACUUUGUUGAUUAUUUUUAACUUGAAGCUUUUACUUAAUGGAGAACCAGAGAUGGAUAUUAAAACUGACCAAGAAGAUAUUCUGGUAGCUGGAGCUCUUGAUGAUUUUCCAGAGAGACGAUCAUUCAGAGCCUACACAUCUGUUCUAUAUUUUGACCCUCGGAUGAGAAUAUUUAUUCAGGCCAGAAGAGUGCAAACAAAACACCUAUGCCUUUGCCUCUACAAACCCAGGAAGUAUCUGUAUGUUACAUCUUCUUUUAAAGGAACACUUAAAAAUGAAGUUAAAAAGGCAGAAGAAGAUGUAAAGAUUGCUGAACUUAUAUUAAAAGAAGCACAAGACAAAGUCAACAGAAUGAACAGAACUCCUUCAUUAUCUCCUACCAAGCACGCAUUGCAAAAAGCUUUAGAAGAUGUGGAAGCAAAGUGUAAGACUCUUACAGAGAAAAGGAGAGAAUUAAGAAAAGCGAAAAUGCUCCCCUUGUUCUUUGGAGUGAGCCCAGAAAAUCGAAGCCAAACCGGAAUGUUCAUUUACAGUAAUAGCCGCUUGAUCAAAAUGCAUGAGAAAGUGGGUCCCCAGUUGAAACUCAAGACCCUGCUUGGUGCAGGUGUGGUUGGAAUUGUUAAUAUACCGUUGGAGAUAAUGGAACCAUCCCAUAAUAAACAGGACUUUCUCAAUGUCAAAGAAUACAAUCAUCUGCUGAAAGUCAUGGGACAGUACUUGGUCCAGUACUGUAAGGACACUGGAAUCAGUAAUAGAAACCUGCCAUUGUUUUUGAAUGAAUUUGGAUACCAGAAGAGCAAGGAUGCAGAGAAAUCUUUACACUCUGUUCAGCAUCAAAGAAGACAAGUGAUGGCCAUCCCACUCAUUAUUCAGUGUGAUAUUUGCCUCAAGUGGAGAGUCUUACCUUCCUCUACCAAUUAUCAAGAAAAAGAGUUUCCUGACAUCUGGAUUUGUGCUAAUAAUCCUAACCCCAUGGAAAACAGUUGUCAUCAGAAGGAACAGCUACCUUCCAUCCCUCUGGGUACCCUGAGUACAGUGUCAUCAUUGAAAAAUGAAAAAGAGAAACAACUACGAGAGUUACUCAGUAGACAUAAAAAUAAACUCACAGAACAGCAGCUACAGCCUCAAUUUAUACCCCCUGAUAGGAUCUCUGAGUUCACUACCACCAGCCAGACUUCAGAAACUUCAGCACAUAAGGAAAAUGCCAAAACACAGAAAGUCAGGCCUUUGGGUGGUGACUUAAAGCACGAAUCUCAUCUGUUGGUCAGCCAUAUAAACAGGAAAAGAAGCACAGAGUCUGAAGGAUCAGACUCUGAUAUAGAGUUCAUUUCUGAGACUAAAGCUGUGAAGACGACUAGGAGGAAGAAAAUGAAGCCUCAGCAGUGGGGGCGUGCAGAAGUCCCACCAGAAAAUGUCAAACCAGUUGAGAGAUUCCAGCAAAGUCAGAUUGCUAAUAGCACAGUUAGUGGAAAACUAAAACCAAUUGGGAAUUUAAAAAAUACCCAUCAUUACAGUCAAGCCUCUUCUUGGGAAAUGAAAAGUAAGCAGAGCCAAAACCUUAUGCAGGAAUGCAAGGCAUUGAUUGAAGUUGAGAGCAACAAUAAAGAUAUAGAUUUUAUCCAGAUUUUAGAUAAAAGAGACACUGGUCUGUCACUGAAACAAGAAAAAAAGGAGGUUCAUGUUACAAACAAAGAAAUCCAGAAGCUGUGCAGUAUAGGGGUACAGAGGAACCCUUCAUCAUCUAACUGGAAAAGUUUAACAACUGAAGAUUUAAAUGGGAGUUUUCAACACAAAGAUAGAGGUUCUGUGAUUGGUGAUUGUAAAGGUCCUUCUUCUCUGAUACCAUCUUCUCAAAAUAUAUUUGUCAAGGAAACAGUGAGAAAACUGAUAUCCGUUUUAAGGGAUAUUCUUCUGUAUUUUUUCCCUGAGUAUCACCUGCCAUCUGAAUUUGACAACACCUAUAUGGAGAAAGCUAUAACAUGUUCUGAGCUGGAGAAAUGCCCAGAACAGACAAACGAAAAGCUGAAACUGUGUUUCAGCCAGAUCCAGAAUGUGUGCAUGGUCCAAUAUGAAAACAGACUCAAGAGAAAAAUGCUGUCUCUUAUCUCUGAUGCAACCAGAAGGAAAGAGGUGAGUGAAGUCUAUCUGAGGCAAUGUGAAGAAAAAAGAAAAUUUACUGAAGACAAACUGAGGAAUCUUCGUGUAAAGCUUGCAGUAUUGCUUCAGAAACUUCACCUGGGGGAUCCAGCAGGAGAUCUGGAGCAGAUUGACAGUUACUUAGAAGUUUUGCUCAGAGAAGAUAAUCUCCUUUUUCAAAAUACUUUAAAUAAAGGGACUAUAGAAUCAGAGCAUAAUCUCUUUUUAGAAGAAAAAUAA